Molecule: messenger RNA, 141 nt
Organism: Parastagonospora nodorum SN15
Lineage: Eukaryota; Fungi; Ascomycota; Dothideomycetes; Pleosporales; Phaeosphaeriaceae
Exons: 2
Coding region: 1-141 (46 amino acids)
Source: RefSeq, a predicted model, not a curated record
AUGACAAUCAUGCCGAUGUCGGAUUCUAGCUGCACCAUACCGCCUAAAAGUGCGAUAGCCAGCGUGGCUAGGAAGUACGACCUGCUAAAGCAUCAUUUUGCAAGCAGCUCUUGGAGGCUUCUUACCGUUGCAAAAUCGUAG